AUGGAGUCCCUCCCCGUAGAGCUGGUGCGCCUUAUCUACGAGUCUUGUGAUCUGCCUAGUGUCAAGAACCUCCGCCUCAUGUCCUCGUUCUUUGCGGAGAUCGGCCUUGAGUACUUGAUGCAGUCCAAGAUCAACGUCGUCAGCUGGAGGGACGACGUCGCCAGGCUGCACUCCAUCGCAACCCACCAGCGCCUGAGGAGUGCCAUCCAGUCUCUCACUAUCAACUUCGCCGAUGUCGACGAGUACAACGCUCGCCACGCCUCCUUCUUCCAGCACUACCUCGAGGACCCCGAGGAGCGCAAUGAGCGUCUGCAAGCCGCCUGGCUGGCCUACUGGGAGGCAAAGCAGCAACGCCUGACCGUCCCGGCCUUUGACAGCCGCCCGGACAUGGUCCUGGAGGCUUUCCGGAACCUGCCAAAUCUACGCGAUCUCGAUGUCACCUUCACCAGGUGUCCCUUCGACAUUGAUGUGCUGGACCAGGUCUUCCAGGGCCUGCCUAGCUGCCGGAAGAUGGACCGGGACCACGCCGCCAAGAACCUCGCUCUCAUCGCAUCUGCCCUCAAGGAGACAAACCUGUCCUCCCUGACCAUCGACCGCUUCCCGCUGGAGACGCUGAGGCUGCCCGAUGAGAGGAGGCACUGGUUCGACUGCGUCUCGACCUCGUUCGCCAAGCUGACCACGCUGAACAUCACCGUCGACCCCUCCACGCUGAAGCUGCCGAAUCAGAGGUUCAAGGCCAUCAAGGGCUUGGGCCACAUCCUGCGCUGCGCUACCAAUGUCACCCACCUCACCCUGGCCUUCCACACCUACGGCAUGCCCAAACACAAGUUCAUCAUUUGGUUCGACACGCUGCUCGAGGGCUUCACCUACGAGAAGCUCACCGACCUCAAGCUGGAGGGCAUAUCCUGCGACGAGGAGGACCUGCGCGGCUUCAUCCUGCGGCACGCCAACACGCUCGAGCGCCUCCGCCUCGGCGGCCGUGGUCUCGCCAAGGUUCACGAGGGCGGCCUGGGCGGCAUCCACCUCUGCCGCGGCACCUUCAGAGGCCUGUUCGUCGGCCUGCGGAACCGCCUGCCGAAGCUGGAGCGCAUCCACCUGGAGGGGGACUUCGAAUGUGUGGGCGUCGAGAGGUCCUCCAACGAGGCCUACAGCUUCCACGGCGUCACCAACGACAACUGGGAGGACAUGCCGGGCGACUGGCGGCCAGGUCGCGCCGUGUCGUCGACAGGCAGGACCACCAGGGACUGCCUCGACUUCGAGCGGUACCUUCUCCAGGGAGGGAGAUACCCCGGCUCCGCGGCCGUGUCCCCUGCUGUCGUGGCCCCCGCGCAGUAG
Diaporthe citri is the source of this 1335-nucleotide messenger RNA. RefSeq lists its product as uncharacterized. The transcript has a single exon. The record is from RefSeq and is a predicted model, not a curated record. Lineage: Eukaryota; Fungi; Ascomycota; Sordariomycetes; Diaporthales; Diaporthaceae. Bases 1 to 1335 code for a protein of 444 amino acids.